Pediculus humanus corporis (human body louse) is the source of this 789-nucleotide messenger RNA. Its product is annotated as protein C-ets-1-B, putative. Lineage: Eukaryota; Metazoa; Arthropoda; Insecta; Psocodea; Pediculidae. Gene Ontology annotation, molecular function: DNA-binding transcription factor activity, RNA polymerase II-specific; sequence-specific DNA binding. The record is from RefSeq and is a predicted model, not a curated record. Gene Ontology annotation, biological process: regulation of transcription by RNA polymerase II; cell differentiation. Bases 1 to 789 code for a protein of 262 amino acids. The transcript is spliced from 3 exons. Gene Ontology annotation, cellular component: nucleus.
AUGAGCGGCGGGGGUCCCGGACCGACGGGACCGUCGCCCCCGGACGAAUCUCAUUCCGUAGGAGGUUUCACACAUUUCGACCAAGAAUCCGAAUAUCACGGACUCGAAGGGGGCCAUCACGCGGGUCAUUACGUAGAAAAUUCUCCAGAAUUUUAUUCACAGCAAACUCUUAUGGAAAAUAAAUAUUCUCCGGCGCAUUAUUCGAAAAACGGUUCGAGAGGCCGUUAUCCUCAUCACGAUCCUUAUAGCGAAACAUAUAGUUCUCCAUUUGACGGUGGACCCUUUCAAACCGUUCCUAGCAGUGUAAACGGUGAACAUUGGAGCGGUCAGGAUUCUCAUCCUGCAUUUCUAAUGGGAUACCAGAGAGAUUUUCAAAACGGUGAGGCGAAGCCAUUCCUACAGUCGGCCAUGAUUGCGGGUUAUUCAGGCGGGGGACCUUGUUUCACGGGUUCGGGACCCAUACAACUUUGGCAGUUCUUAUUGGAACUAUUAACGGAUAAAACGUGUCAGGGAUUCAUAUCGUGGACGGGAGACGGUUGGGAAUUCAAAUUAACGGAUCCGGACGAAGUAGCGAGGAGAUGGGGGAUAAGAAAGAACAAACCGAAAAUGAACUAUGAAAAAUUGAGCCGGGGGCUCAGGUAUUAUUAUGAUAAAAACAUAAUUCAUAAGACUGCUGGAAAAAGAUACGUCUACCGUUACGUCUGUGAUCUUCAAAGUCUUUUAGGGUUCAGUCCGGAAGAACUUCACGCAAUGGUCGAUUUAAAACCGGAAAAAAAAGAAGACGAUUAA